AUGCACACCGACUACUUUGCGAUUUUGGCAGACAAUCUUGCAUCAGAGCUUGAGAUUGUCCAGCAGACGCCGGGAGAAUUCUUGAGCCAAUAUGAUGAAGAGUUCACCACCACGGCCAACGUCGUCACGGCUACUCUGGUCCUGGUUGCCUGUGCUGGCUUUGUUAUGGUGUCGGUCUACGUUGACGAGCACGAUGCAGCAAACAAAGUCACUCCGCUCGAUAGUCUGAAGACGCAAGUGAUUGAUCGGGACGACCCGAAGGAGAAAGUUUUGGGCACAAUUUUUCAAGCGAUCAGGCGGCUUGGCUUUUGGAAGCCUCCUGAAAGCCUUUACAAAAGGCAGUCUUGGUUUCGGGCUUUUGGAUUGCCUUUUCUUUCAAGGCUGCAGAUGAGUAGUUUCUGGCCAGGCGAAAUCACCUAG
Messenger RNA from Durusdinium trenchii, 420 nucleotides. Lineage: Eukaryota; Dinophyceae; Suessiales; Symbiodiniaceae. The record is from the annotation of a GenBank genome assembly.